UACGCGAAUCAGCGUGAGCUGACAGUAAAAAAUGCGGCUAUGUCUCUUUCAUGCACUGUUCACCUUCAUCCUCAUGCUUGCCUUAAGCGCUUCUAAAGAGAUGGCUUUGGAGUCCUCCUUUUGCACAGUGAAUUCGAGCACAACACGUAACUGUGUGAACACCACCUGGAUUCCUAAAGAAUGCACAGUUUGGAACGGGCCGGGAACGUUUUGCGUGAACCGCACCUUAAACCCAACGCUAUGCAGAGAUCGGGUGUCAUUGGAAUUUAUAGAGAGCCCGAUAAAUGACUCAGAUGCAUCGUUUGCUGAAUUGACAGACCCUUCUUAUCCGGCACCGGUACAGUACUGGGACAAGGAAAUACCCCUUCAGAUACAAGCUACUAUGUGCUAUAUGACAAUGAAUUUGACUUUAUCCUGUCCGCUGAUACAGAUUGGUGCGAAGGAACAGUAUUUGAUGUUUCGUCAGACAUGGAAUUACAUGCUGCUGACCGAAUUGAUAGAGUUAAAGAAAGUUUUUCAAAAGUAA
Messenger RNA from Rhipicephalus microplus (southern cattle tick), 526 nucleotides. RefSeq lists its product as uncharacterized. NCBI's taxonomy places the organism in Eukaryota, Metazoa, Arthropoda, Arachnida, Ixodida, Ixodidae. The record is from RefSeq and is a predicted model, not a curated record.